UAUAUUAUCUUAAACUCAUCACUGUAUGAUACACUACAACGAUCGAUUCCAGGAGCAAGAUGGAUGCCAAUCACAACCGAGUAUAUCGCGGAGUAAGACGUCGAAGUAAUGGAAAAUGGGUAUCCGAAAUACGUGAACCAAGGAGUCAAAAUCGGAUAUGGCUUGGUACAUUUCCGACCCCUGAAAUGGCUGCUGUUGCAUAUGACGUAGCUACACUUGCCCUAAAAGGUCCCGAUGCUGGGCUUAACUUUCCAAACUCGGUUGGGUCAUUCCCAAUUCCAAAUUCUACUUCUGCACGUGAUAUACAAGAUGCUGCUGCUUUUGCCGCAUCUGCGGCUGGUGCUGCAGUAGAUUCUCUUGCUCUUGCUCGUGGGAGUACUAGUGGUAGUAGUACUUGUGAUAAUAGUAGUAUUGGCAAUGCAAUUAAGGAAGGGAUACCAGGAAGGACGGUGGCUGAAUUUGUUGACGAAGAACUUAUAUUUGACAUGCCAAAUGUAAUUAUGAAUAUGGCCGAGGGAAUGCUGCUUAGUCCUCCUCAUUUUGGUCCAGACGGUGGGAAUCAUGAUGUCAAUACCAUAGCUGCCAACGCUGGAUACGAUCAGAAUUUGUGGAGUUAUCCAUGAUAUACUGGAUAACUAGAUUUUUUUUUUUUUUCCGUAUUGAUCACUAGAUAUGUAUGACUGAACAGAUAUA
Messenger RNA from Papaver somniferum (opium poppy), 693 nucleotides. RefSeq names its product ethylene-responsive transcription factor ERF024-like. The transcript has a single exon. NCBI's taxonomy places the organism in Eukaryota, Viridiplantae, Streptophyta, Magnoliopsida, Ranunculales, Papaveraceae. Gene Ontology annotation, biological process: regulation of DNA-templated transcription. The record is from RefSeq and is a predicted model, not a curated record. Bases 60 to 623 code for a protein of 187 amino acids. Gene Ontology annotation, molecular function: DNA-binding transcription factor activity; DNA binding.